CGUCACGCCGCGAGAGAGAAUCGAAGAUGGAACUUAGCAAAUACUAGCUGCUCGUCAAGUGUUAUUAAUCCCACGUCAAGGCUCUUCGCAUCCGCUGCACGGAUCUUUUAUCAAAUUGUCAAUAGUGUAAUGAACGCGAAAUCAGCGAAUAUGAGCACGAUGGAAUGAAUUAAUUUCUUUGCAGCGUUUAUACUGAGCUUUAGGGAUGAACGCAUGCCUUGAUAAUUUCAGUGGCUGACGCAAAAGUAUCGCGAGUGUCUUUCCACAGCUCCUAGUUCGCGCGAGAUUCACGGCCACCUUGAGACCUCGCGUCAAACAUUCAUCCGUCCGCGGUUGCGAAACGGUGAAAGUGAAACGAAUUAAUCUUAAUCGAUACGGAUUGUUUGAUCGGUUUAUUAAUUUUAUUUCGGCUCUGUGAUGUCCACGUCCACCAAGACCGUCGAUGAGUGCCCGUCGCCGACCUCCGAACAAAUGUCACGCUUUAGAGCGACCAAAUACCUGCCGAUACUCGGUUGGCUACCGCGGUACACGCGAAUGGAAGCUGUGUCGGAUUUUAUAGCGGGCAUCACUCUAGGAUUGACCAUGAUUCCUCAGAGUAUGGCUUACGCCGCAUUGGCUGGGUUGACGGCGCAGUAUGGCCUGUAUUCUUGUUUCAUCGGUGGUUUCGUCUACAUCGUUUUCGGGACCAUAAGGGAAGUCUCGAUAGGCCCAUCGUCUUUGAUGGCACUCGUGACGCUGCAAUACAUAAGGGAUAUGCCGUUGGAUUUCUUGGUGCUCCUGUGCUUCCUGGCUGGAUGCGUGGAACUUUUAAUGGGCAUACUAAAUUUAGGAUUCAUAGUAGACUUCAUAUCGGCGCCGGUUACGUCAGCCUUCAUGUCGGCGACCUCCGUUAUUAUAAUUAUCUCUCAGAUGCAGGGUCUUUUGGGAUUGAAAUACAAAUCCGCCAAUAUUGUUGACAAUCUGUACAAGAUGCUUACGAACAUUAACAAGAUUCGCCUGCCGGAUCUUGCGCUUGGCAUCUGCAGCAUCGCGUUUCUUUUGAUCUUCAGAAAAUUAAAAGAUAUUGUCUGCCUUUGCGCGAGAGACAAAGAAAACACCUCCAGAAAUCCAGUGAUCGAGAAGGUGCUUUGGUACUUUUCUAUUGGUCGGAAUGCUCUUAUCGUGUUCAUAACAACCACAAUAGCUUAUCAACUGGACGCGGCAGGAUCUGUUCCGUUUAGGCUCUCAGGAAAAAUAGAGUCUGGGCUCCCUACGAUAUCGCUACCGUCCUUUUCAGCGCAAGUAGGGAAUCAAACUUACACGUUCCUCGACAUGUGCGCACAUUACGGAUCAGGGAUAGUGAUACUUCCUCUCAUAUCGGUCCUAGCGAACGUGGCGAUAGCAAAAGCAUUUGCGGCUGGCGCGCCCGUCAACGCGACGCAGGAGAUGCUGACGCUCGGCCUCUGCAACAUACUAGGCAGCUUCGUUUCAUCGAUGCCGACCACUGGUGCAUUCACGCGAAGCGCAGUGAGCAGUGCCAGCGGAAUACAAACGCCCAUGGCCGGUUUAUAUUCUGGUAACGCAAUCAAAUCCGAGAUCUAUACGCAAGCCUCAAUGGCAAACGUUAUACCUGCGUGUGAGUGUCGCAAAAAUAAAGCGACGUUGCAUUUUACAGGAACCAUGGCGUUGUUGGCUCUGAGCUUCCUGACACCAUAUUUUUAUUACAUUCCACGCGCGACGCUGUCGGCGGUGCUGAUAACCGCCGUGGUGUUCAUGAUCGACCUAAGGAUCAUAAAAUUACUCUGGAAAGGAUGCAAGACGGACGCUGUCGCGGCAGUAGGAACUUUCUCAAUUUGCGUUUUCAUCAGCGUUGAGAUCGGGCUUCUUCUGGGUAUCCUUUUCAGUUUGGCCUUCUUCAUCCGGCCAUCCGCCAGGCCGACGUUCCAAAUUGUCAAUUGCGAGACUCAUUCAGGAGGCAGAUACAUAAUAUUGAACCUCGACACGUGUCUUCAUUACCCCGCGGUCACGUUUUUCUGCGAUAAGAUAAUGGCUAUAGCUAGAAGCGUAGAGAACGACGUCCCGUUGAUCGUGAAUUGCGAGCGGUUCGCCAGCCUCGAUUACACCUCUGUUAAGGGUAUCGAGACAUUGUCGAGAAGACUGAACCACGAGGGAAGCCGAUUCUGGUUGUUACGCGCGAAUUCCAACGUUGUGAACAGCAUCUGUGCUUUCACCGAUAACAAGUACAUCCGUCUCAUCGACAAUGAGGAGGAUAUGGAAGAUGCUCUUCAUGACGCAUUGUCCAAUAAACAAUCGGUGGAUCUAACGGACAUCAGUGUGAAGAGAGCGAUUGAAAUAAAAAAGUUGAGUCACGAAGACCUCUCUGCACGUUCGAAUUCGCGAAGGAAGGAUUCCGAGACCGAUGCUGAGAGACUGGCGUUAGUUUCAGUGCCCGAAUCAAAAACGGAACAAUAAUUGCAGGAGCAGUUUUUUUUUCCCGUUCUUAUUAGCCUCUAAUAAUGUACAUAUAAACAAUAGACAUUUAUGCAAUAUUUACCUACUGAGAAAUGACUCGUCGAUCGACGUCAAGACGAUGCCGAAUCGACAUCGAAACCGUCAAAUAGAAUUUCAGUUUCACGUGCAUAUUGGAAUUAGUAACUGGCUUCGAACAUCGAAAUUCAACUUUGAAGAUGGUAGCGAAGAACAAAAACUCAACUUAGAAUAAUCGCACAUAAAGUGUACCACCUAUACAUGCUAUGUACUUGUUCGUGUUAAUAAAUACUCAAAUCCUUUUUCAGA
This is a messenger RNA of Ooceraea biroi (clonal raider ant), 2775 nucleotides long. RefSeq names its product sodium-independent sulfate anion transporter. NCBI's taxonomy places the organism in Eukaryota, Metazoa, Arthropoda, Insecta, Hymenoptera, Formicidae. The record is from RefSeq and is a predicted model, not a curated record. Gene Ontology annotation, biological process: transmembrane transport. Gene Ontology annotation, cellular component: membrane.